GAAAAGGACUGUAGUGUCAUGUGGAAAAUGGGGCAUUUUGAGAUGCGUAGAUCGUUUUAGAUAUUGAAUGAGAGGUUGAUUUGUGUUUGUGUUUGCAUGACCAGCAGUGUUUUGAAGAAGGUUUGAUUGAGGGUGAUGGAGAAGGUGUUUGACACUAAACUGGAGGUGCUGUUACUGGGAAUGAUAUGCAAGAAACCAUUCCCUGGUUGUCAAGUUGGUGCAAAGAACUUGCAAUGGAAUUGCCACCACCACCAACAAAGAGGAUACCUGCUGAAAGCUUCUUGUUCAAUUGCUAGUACUUCAACUGAAGAUACUGAUGCAAUAAUUCCCAUAAAGCCAUUAAAGAGCAGGAUUAAUGGAAAUAUCUUUGCAUAUCCAUGGGCAUCCACCAGGAAAGCUAUUGUUCUUGAUGCUUCUGAAGACAAAUAUGGGGGCAUGGUCAUUAACACAGACGAGUUACCGAGGAAUUCAUUUGCCUUUGCUUCCAUUCUUCAUGUAUCCCUCUCCCAAUGGAAAUUAGAGGGAAAGAAAGGGGUAUGGCUCAAGCUACCAUUAGAACGUUCGGAGCUCGUUCCUAUUGCAGUUAAGGAAGGCUUUAAGUAUCACCAUGCAGAGGAAUCAUACGUGAUGCUGACAUAUUGGAUUCCUGAAGGGCCUUGCAUGCUUCCUGCAAAUGCUUCACAUCAAGUUGGUGUUGGUGGUUUUAUAAUCAAUGAGAAAGAUGAGGUGCUUGUUGUGCAAGAAAAAUAUUGCUCAUCAACAUCAGAGGGUGUGUGGAAACUGCCCACAGGUUUUAUACAUGAGUCUGAGGAUAUCUUUACUGGAGCUGUAAGGGAAGUGAAAGAGGAAACUGGAAUUGAUACGGAAUUUGUUGAAGUUGUUGCUUUUAGGCAUGCGCACCAGGUUGCUUUUGAAAAGUCUGAUUUGCUCUUUAUCUGUUUAUUGAGACCUUUGUCAAACCAAAUUGAAGUGGAUGGACUGGAAAUACAAGCUGCUAAGUGGAUACCUGUUGCUGAAUUCAUUGAACAACCUUGCAUUCAAGACGACAACAUGUUCAAGAAAAUCAUCGACAUCUGCAUGGCACGUCUCAGAAAGCGAUUCUGUGGAUUACUACCUCACCAUUGCAUCUCAAAAUUUGAUGGAAAAACAUCUUGUUUGUACUACAAUGUGACAGAUCAACCACAAGAUUUCAAUUGCCAGGGAGUCUGAAAAAGCAUGCACCACCUU
Dioscorea cayenensis subsp. rotundata (Guinea yam) is the source of this 1227-nucleotide messenger RNA. RefSeq names its product nudix hydrolase 8-like. Gene Ontology annotation, molecular function: NADH pyrophosphatase activity; ADP-ribose diphosphatase activity; NAD binding. The coding region runs from base 136 to 1209 and encodes 357 amino acids. The transcript has 9 exons. The record is from RefSeq and is a predicted model, not a curated record. NCBI's taxonomy places the organism in Eukaryota, Viridiplantae, Streptophyta, Magnoliopsida, Dioscoreales, Dioscoreaceae.